Messenger RNA from Alnus glutinosa, 1063 nucleotides. RefSeq lists its product as uncharacterized. NCBI's taxonomy places the organism in Eukaryota, Viridiplantae, Streptophyta, Magnoliopsida, Fagales, Betulaceae. The transcript has 3 exons. The coding region runs from base 205 to 555 and encodes 116 amino acids. The record is from RefSeq and is a predicted model, not a curated record.
UAAAAGAGUUCAUACCUUAACUAUUGUUUUGAGUUAUACAUCAAAGUAAGGAUUUUUCUAUAGUGGAAGAAAAUUCAUGGCUUGUAAAUGUAUUAAAAUACUUAAAGUGGUAAUGAUGGGAUUUCUUAUCCUUAUUUUUCAAGUGCAAACCAAAGAUCUAGACCCUAUCUAAAUCAUUGUACACAGAAUCGUAAUGUGAAGCAUAUGCAAGAGUGUAUCCAUUUUGGUGCUACAAUUUGCCUUAUUCAAAUUGUUAAGCAAGUCGAAAAAGGCUCCCAAAUUUUAAAAUGUUUCAUGGCAUGCCCACAGCGUGGAGAUAUUGUUUGUUACGCACGUUGUAUUGAAAGGCAUCUACCGAGCUCAGAUGUGGUUCAUAUGCAGAAUUAUGAUCAAUUUAAGGUUCAAUUGGAGGCAUCUCAAAGCACGUUCAGGUGUGUAACCCCCAAGGGGUUGGCCAAGUGGUUAGACAGGGGGCUUCUAGGGGAUAACCCCCAUGAGGUCCUUGAUCGAAUCCUUAUGGUGCUACAUACCUCUUGGGGUCAGCCACUUGGGUGAAAAGCCUGCGAUUCAACGCCCCGAUUCUAAGUGGUCAUGGGUUUGGAGUCAGGAAUUAGUUUGAGGCUAUCCAUGGACCUCUGCAUACGGAAGACUAUCAUUGUGUGUGAGCCAGUUGACCCGUGGUAUCAUCCAUAAAUAAUCAACCUGGGAUACCCUAAUAAAAAAAAAUAAAAAAUAAAAAAAGCAAUGAAGUGUAGGAUGGCCCUUCUAGGAUGAACAACUUAAUUAAUCAAGAAAUCGUAGGACUGAAGAAGCUAAGAUGAUUGGCUAGAAAGACAUGAAGAAAAAAAAAAUUGGAAGGGAGGAAAUUAUUAUUAAUAUAAACCAGUUAGUGGGAUCUAAACCGUUUCCGUUAACCUUUAAAAUCACUAAUUGUAAUCGUUCUAGACGGUUAUGCAAUUAUGCAAUUGCGGUUAUUAGAGAUUAAUAAUAGUCUCAUUUGUACAUACACGGUACACUCCUACUAUAUGAACAUUUUCGAAGUGGAAAGACAAGUCGUCUUAGA